AUGGAUCGGCAACCGCAUGCUCCUACAAGUCGCCAUGAAGAUGACGAACUCGACCUCGCUAUAUCAGCGCGAGAGCACGCCGUUAACAGCUUGCCUCAAGGUCACCCGAAAGCGCCCGAUCGCCUCCACAGUCUGGGAUACGCGCUGUGGACUCGCUAUCUGAAACACAACCAUCUCAACGAUCUUGAGCGGGCCGUCAACUCGUAUCGCCUGGUUGUCGACCUAACUCCCAAAGACCGACUACGCAGCAAACCUGCCCGAUUGGAUUCUCUCGGACUCGCUCUCCACACUCGCUUUCGACGUCGUGGUGAUUUCGACGAUCUCGCGCACGCUAUCGAGGUGCAGCAGUUAGCAGUGAGCGUCACGUCCGACUGUGAGCCUCAACUACUCGCACGUCUCGAUAGCCUCGGAAACUCCCUUGCCGUCCGAUAUGACCGGCGAGGAGACAUGCAUGACAUACAAACCGCCAUCGAAGUUCAACAUCGCGCUUCCGAGCUUGCGUUAAAUGACCAUCAUCCCGACCGGCCCAGGUUUCUCAACAACCUGGGGAACUCGUUCUUGGCUCGCUUUCAGCGCUCCGGCGAACUAAUCGAUCUACGAAGCGGCAUAGAGAAGCUUUCUUGCGCGGUCGAGAUCACGCCGGACGGGCACCCCGCUUUGCCUGUGCGGCUCAAUAGCCUCGGACUCGCUCUGCGCGUUCGUUUCGAGCGCCUGUAUGAACUCGAGGAUCUCGAGGGAGCGAUCCGCAGUCAACGCAGAGCUGUUGAGCUCACACCUGACAAGGACCCCCAGAUGCCCGUGCGAGUCACCAGCCUCGGUACCUCCCUUUCCCUGAGAGCGAUGCGCCUAGGCACUCUUGAAGACUUGGAGUGGGCUAUCACUGCGAAACAGUCUGCGCUUGAUCUCACGCCCACAUGGGACCCUUCGCGACCUGCCCGGCUCGAAACUCUAGGUUUAUCAUUGGUCCUUCGAUACGAGCGUAUGAAGGACCUCAAGGAUCUUCAUCGUGCUAUCGAGGCGCACGAGUCAGCUCUUGAGCUGACACCGCCCGAUCAUCCUGCGCGACCCGCGCGGUUAGACCAUUUCGGCGUCGCCCUCGAACUCCGUUUCCAACAUUGCGAUACGCAAGAGGAUCUGGACCGUGCUAUCGCGUUACAACAAGAGGCCGUGGAUCUCACCGAGUCACUUGACUAUCCUCAAAAGCACAUAUGCGCCUUCAACCUCGGAAUCAGCCUUCGCCUCCGCUUCGGUAGCCAGGGCGAUCUUGGUGAUCUCGAACGCGCCAUUCAGCUUCAAAGACGCACUAUUGAGAAUACACCUAGCGGCCACCCUCAGAGGGUCGUUCAGCUACAGGAGCUGGGGUUCUCUUUGGUGGCACUGUUCAAACACUCCAAGAGCAAGCUGAGAUUCGAUGCGGCCAUUACGUGUCUUAUGAAGGUUACGAUGGAGCCUCUCGGCGAUCCUACGAUCCGUCUGGAGUCUGCACAAGAAGUGGUCUCGCUGCUGUCCGAGCACAACGACUUCGGCUCUGCAGACUCCCUGUUGCGCGCGCAUUCGCAGAUCAUCGAGGUCUUCCCCGAGAUCGUAUGGCUCGGCCACAACGUCGACCGCCGAUACAAAGAAUCCGCUAAACUUGGAACCCUUGUGAACGCUGCAGUCGCUGCCUUCAUCAAGUUCGAUUCGAGAUACCAGGCCAUUGAAUGGAUGGAGACGGGCAGAUCCCUCGUUUGGUCACAGAUCUUGGCACUGCGAACACCCCUGGACGAUUUGCAGGCCGAGCACUCAGAUCUCGCCCUGCGCUUGAAGGAGGUAGCGCAGGAUCUUCAACACUGUGCUCCGAUCAGCGGAUCAAUCGCUGGCUCCGGCGAUCAACCCGUUGAAACAACGGUCGAGACACGCCGACAGCUCGUCAACCGCUACGAGCGUAUCUUGAGUGAGGUUCGACAAUGCGCCGGCUUUCAUGACUUUCUGCGCUCGCCGAAGAUCGCGAGUCUCUUGGAAGACAUCGAGCAGAUCGACGGACCGGUCGUCUUCAUCAAUAUCAACACAUCUAGAUGCGACGCUUUGGUGCUUUCGCCGAAUGGUUCCAUACAGCACAUUCCACUUCACUCCCUGACGGAAGAGCGAGCUGGCGCUUUGCGCGCGGCCUGGAUAAGAUGCCUUCGCUCAUCGGCCUCCCGAGAUCGAGGUGUGAUAGCCCCCCAGAGGCUCAUGAUUGCAGGACAGACGGACGAAUUUGGUUAUGUCUUGAAAAGUUUGUGGACGCUAGUCGUAUCUCCGAUCCUGGUUGGGAUGGGCAUGGUGAAUGCAGAUAGCUUCAUUCGUCUCCCGCAUGUAACGUGGUGUCCGACAGGACCACUCACGCAGUUGCCGCUUCACGCCGCGGGCAGCUUCGACUUCAUAAACGCAAGCGACGAUCAGCCGCAUGUAUACGAUUAUGUCGUAUCGUCCUACAUACCGUCCCUCGCUGCGCUCCUUCGUUGUAGCAAGGGGCACAGGCGAACUGCGCAGCCAGAUCUAUUGGUUGUGACGCAGCCAGCAACUCCAGGAUGGCCUACACUGCGAGGCACAUUGAAUGAGUGCGCUCGUCUGCGAGAACUGCUACCCGAGAGUCGCUUCUUGGAACAUGACGCCGCCACUGUAGCAGAGACUCGCAAGAUCUUGAGCGCUCACUCUUGGCUUCACUUCGCCUGUCAUGGACUACAAAAGUCCGACGACCCCACGCAGAGCGCCUUCGCGCUGUACGACGGCUAUUUGACGCUUUCUGACCUCAUGAACAUUGUCUCCGACGACGCUGAGCUGGCAUUUCUGUCGGCGUGUCAAACUGCGGCGGGAGACGAGAAGAUCCCGGAGGAGUCUGCACACCUUGCGGCCGGCAUGCUGGCAGUCGGCUUCAGAGGUGUCGUUGCGACGAUGUGGUCCAUCACCGAUGCGGAUGCGCCCAUAGUUGUACAGGCAUACUACCAGAAGCUACUCGAGCUUCGCGGAUCUCAUAUCGCUGAUGGACGCGGAAGGACAUGGGCGGCAUAUGCUUUACAUCAUGCGGUCAGAGUUCUCAGGGAAUAUGUAGGAGAAAGGAACUUUGUGAAGUGGGCACCGUUUGUACAUGUUGGUGUUUGA
This is a messenger RNA of Peniophora sp. CBMAI 1063, 3120 nucleotides long. The record is from the annotation of a GenBank genome assembly. Lineage: Eukaryota; Fungi; Basidiomycota; Agaricomycetes; Russulales; Peniophoraceae.